AUGAGUAUAGACAAGAAGCAUUCAGCCAUGGAGAACGGAAACCGGGGGCACCAGCACAACUUUCUUGUGAAGUGUGAGGAGGCUUCAAAUUUGGUUAACGAUUUUUUGAACGAUACUUUACCACUGGGAUUAGUACCCGAAAGGCGAAAAGAUUACAUAUAUGACAAGUUUAGAAGACAAAAGGUCAAGGAAAAGAUACACAAGAGCUUGAAGGUGUUUGAUAAGGCGAUUGAAAUUCACGGGUAUGUAAUUUUGUAUUUCCGGAAGCGUUACAUGGCACUUUAAACUGGAUGACAACUACUAACUAAAUUUAGGCUUGAAGAAAUUGCAAUUUCGUAUAAUGGAGGAAAGGAUUGUUUAGUUAUGCUUAUAUUAUUAAUGACAUCUAUCCAUAAGAAGUUUACCCUCACACCAACGAAAGAUUCAUCGUUGAAAGUUUUGCCAACAGACUAUAAGCUUGAUUCCAUCUAUAUCAACUCUGAAUUACCCUUUCCGAAUCUUUCAGAUUUCAUAAAGAGUUCAACUGCAUACUAUCAUUUAAAUCCUAUUAUAAUACAAAGUUCAUUAAAGGAGGGGUUCGAAAAAUAUUUAAAUGAAAUUAACCCAAAAGUCAAAUCAAUAUUUGUUGGAAUUCGUUACUCGGACCCUUAUGGUUCAAGUUUAGAUUACGAACAAGUAACUGAUCAUGACUGGCCGGAGUUUUUAAGAAUUCAUCCUAUUUUGCAUUGGAAAUAUGAGGAUAUCUGGGAUUUCUUAAUAGGAUGCGAUUUGGACUAUUGUGAAAUGUAUGACUUAGGUUAUACCAGUCUAGGUGGUAUCAAUACUACAACUCCCAACCCCUACUUGGAAAUAGAGGGUGACGAGGUCGCAUAUUCACCAGCUUAUAUGUUGAGAAAGAAUGCAGAUGAAAGAGAAAGGUCGGGCAGAAUAUCUAACCGUACAUAA
Molecule: messenger RNA, 945 nt
Organism: Debaryomyces tyrocola
Lineage: Eukaryota; Fungi; Ascomycota; Pichiomycetes; Serinales; Debaryomycetaceae
Source: the annotation of a GenBank genome assembly